This is a messenger RNA of Exserohilum turcica Et28A, 994 nucleotides long. RefSeq lists its product as uncharacterized. Gene Ontology annotation, cellular component: mitochondrion. The transcript has a single exon. Bases 32 to 586 code for a protein of 184 amino acids. Gene Ontology annotation, molecular function: carbon-nitrogen ligase activity, with glutamine as amido-N-donor. The record is from RefSeq and is a predicted model, not a curated record. Lineage: Eukaryota; Fungi; Ascomycota; Dothideomycetes; Pleosporales; Pleosporaceae.
GCAUUCGCAUACAUAUACCGUUCUGGCCAUCAUGUCCGUCUUCCGUGCUGCACUGCUGCUGCAGAGGCAGCUUGUUGCCCCGGCCCGUCUUGCAGGCAUCCGCCAUGCAUCAUCCGCUUCGACGCCGGAGAAUGUGGUGCUGCCUCGCCUGCACGCCGACCUCAAAAUUGCCAUGCGCUCCAAGAACAAGCCGGCGCUGAACACGAUUCGUGCCCUGCAAGCCGAGAUUAUCAAUGCCUCCAAGACAGCCAAGCCCAUCACGACAGACGGCGCCCUCUACUCGUUGAUCCAGAAGCAGAUCAAGUCUUCGUCAGCGUCGAUUGACGAGUUCCGCAAUGCAAAGAGAGAGGAUCUGGUUGAGAAGGAACAGCUGCACCUGGACGUGCUGAAGAGCUACGCCGACGAGAUACCCACCGUCAGCGAGAGCGAAGUGGACGCACUCGUCAAGAGCGUCGUCGAGAGCGUGGAGGAGGGCAAGAGGACGUUUGGCAGUGUCAUGGGCAAGGUGAUGGGGGGCAUCAAGGGGCGGCCGUUUGACGUCGAGUACGUUAGCAAGAAGAUCCAGGAGGCGGUAGGGGCGAAAUGAGGGGCACGAUGGACUACGAGUAUGAGCAGCGCUGGCGGGCGACGACAUGUAUGCGUAGUGUAGGUGUACAAAGCACGGCACAUGUAGACUACGGACCAGGCUCGUCAUGAUGAAAGUGGGCAGCAGCGAAAGCGGCGGCGGCGGGGGUUCGGCGUGUUGCAAAAGGGCCUACAGGUGCAUUGGGCAUGGUGUGAAGCUGGCCGACUUGGGGCGGGCUAGGUGUUGCUGCCGCGAGCAUGUGCAUGCGUGCUCGGGAACAUGGCAGGUGUGACAGCCCAACGUGGGUGUGGAUGUGGAUGUGGAUGUGGAUGUGGAUGUGGAUGCGUGCUGCGUGCUGCGUGCUGCGUGCGCGGCCAUGGGCGGGAGCAUCAAACGGACGCGCCCCCCACUUGUUUGCAUACGCUGGAC